AUGAUCCUACCACUGAAAAAGGUUAUAGGGGGAGUGUUUGCACUGGCUUGUAUACAGAAGGCCAGAGGAAUGGCGGACAGAGACAUUCCAAAGAUAAAAGAGCACUGGGUGAAAAGAGUAGCCUGCAUGGAUAGAGAGAUCAAGAUGCGCAAUGCUUUUCUCAACGAGUUAGAGACUUCCAGAUGCGAAGAAAUAAAGGCCGAUACUCUCAAGAGUUUUAGUAAAGCCAUAAAUGUGCGAAGAGAAUGGCUGUCCAGCACAGAAAUAGAAUUGUCAGCUCUCAAUAAAACUGUAAAAGUUAUAGGAGAAAAAACAGACCAGUUCAUGUAUUUGGACAAGAACAAUAAAUUCAAACCGGUGACUCCUGAAAUGGAAAGCUUGGAUAAUGAAAUACUGGAUAUGCUUCCAGAUGCUCUCAAACAAAGCGAUGCAGUAGCUGAUAGAAUAAACAUAUUUGAUUAUAACAUGCUAGCGAUAAUUGGCGAAUACAAUAAAGCGAAGAAAAACCCCAGCGACUUAAAUGAUCUAGCUCUGUAUAGGCUAGCAAAGCACAAUAAGUCACUGGCUGUUAGCAUAAUAUAUUCUCUAUUUAGGAUAGUGUCAUAUAAAACAGAAGAAGAUGUAAAAGAUGCGCUGGCCAACAUGAACAGCAAAGCAAACACCUACCAGUUUGCCCUGGACUUCGCAGGAUACACAGAGGCGAUAAAGAACAGUGUGAAAGCAGACAAGAUAGACUUGUUUAAACUAGCUAACAAUCAUUUCCAUCUGCUGUUCAAAGCGUACAGAGUUAACGAAGACAUAAUGAAGAUCUAUCUAGAUCUAGCAGAAGAGAGCCUUUCUGAAGAAGGAAUAGCCCAGCACAUGGACAUUACCGUUGAGCAGAUUAUAAAAGUGCUAAUGAUAGAAUACGCAAUAGGUGGGCAUCUUACAGACUAUAGAAGGAACAAUCUGUUUCACAAUCUCGGAAAUAUAAUAGACAGAAUAGGAAAGCCAGCUGAUGGCAGCGCCAGCACCCCAGAAAACAUGGAAAAGGCAAGAGCAAAACAGAACGAGAUACUUGAUGCUCUUUAUGUUCUGUGGAACGAGACUGAUGGAAAGAACAUAGGCGCGCAAGAAAAAAAUAUUGAAUUUCUCUGCAAACAGAACGACAUCAGCAUGCUUGAGUUUGGCAAUAUGCAGAGGAGUUUUAUUUCUGUCAGAUGGAUGUAUAGGCGAAAUAGAUUGAGCCCGGAAUUGGACAGCUUAGCCAGUCAAGACAAAGCAUACAAAAAAGAGUUCUUUGACGUGUCUUACAUCCACCCCAUGUUCCAUAUGUACCUGCGAUGUGCGGAUGUUAGACAGUCAGCCGAUGCAGGCAUAACUUCUGAUCAAGAAGUCUUUAUAAGAAGAGAAUCAAAUACUGCUGUUGUUCUCAGACCACACGUAGUAAGUAAAAUGGAUAGCAAGUCAGAGCAGGUGAAGAACAUGAAAGACUGCAUCAGAGCAUGGUUCUUCUUGUGCAAGCUUGAGUUUUUCGUAAAAGACGAAGACCAUGAGAAAUAUUGCAGGAUAAUUCAAGAUUUUAGAAGAUACAUGAAUAAAUCACAGUAUAUAUUCUCUAAAGCAGAAAAGAGCGAAAAAAUCAGUAAAAUUGAGAAGAAUGAAAGAAACCCACUGCAAGAUGAGCAAAUGGAGAUCGAUGAAGACGGGUUUACACUAGUUAUUUAA
Molecule: messenger RNA, 1707 nt
Organism: Nematocida minor
Lineage: Eukaryota; Fungi; Microsporidia
Exons: 1
Coding region: 1-1707 (568 amino acids)
Source: RefSeq, a predicted model, not a curated record